This is a messenger RNA of Candidula unifasciata, 224 nucleotides long. The record is from the annotation of a GenBank genome assembly. NCBI's taxonomy places the organism in Eukaryota, Metazoa, Mollusca, Gastropoda, Stylommatophora, Geomitridae.
AUGAAUGUUUUUAAAUGUCUGACCCGACAUUUAGACUUAAGUACUGCUGCCCAUUCACGCUCCUCAACAGUGUCAACUUCAGGAAAAUUUCAAAAGAAGAUAGCGGGUCAAAGAACUUUUGGGUCGAAGCAUAGUUCGGCAGGUAAUGCAUAUCCGGUCGCCAUCUUGAAUCAGUGCAAAACAUGUAUUCUGUGGUUUGCCACAGAUCAAAGUGACCUUUUUGG